Closterium sp. Naga37s-1 is the source of this 1857-nucleotide messenger RNA. The record is from the annotation of a GenBank genome assembly. NCBI's taxonomy places the organism in Eukaryota, Viridiplantae, Streptophyta, Zygnematophyceae, Desmidiales, Closteriaceae.
AUGGGUGGUGGUGCUGCCGCCGCCGCUGCUGCUGCAGCUGCUGGUGGUGGUGGUGGUGCUGCUGCUGCUGCUGCUGCUGCUGGUGCUGGUGGUAGUGGUAGUGGUGCUGCGUCUAUUGCUGCGCGUUCUGCUCGUGCUGCUCUUGCCAUUCGUGCUGCGAAUGCUGCUGCUGCAGGGAGGGGAGGGCAGGGGGUGGGAGGAGGAGCGGGAGGAGCAGGAGGAGGAGGAGUAGGAGGAGGAAUGGGACUUGCUGGAAGGAGGGAGGGGGUAGGAGGAGGGAUGGGGGGAGGAGAAGGGGUGGGGGAAGGGGAAGACGCGGGAAUGGGGGGAGAGAUGGCUGGGGGAAGUCAUGAGGUGGGGGUGGUGCGGGGGAGGGUGAGGGGAAUGGGCGGAGCGGGGGGGGUUGGGGGGAUGGGAAUGGGGGGAAUGGGGGGAGCAGGGAGCAUGGGGGAAAUGGAAGAGGCGGUGCUGAGUAGGAUAUUAGAGGCGCAUGGGAUGGGGGGAUUUGGGGGAGAUGGCAUGGGGGCAUGGGGCGUGAGAGGAGGGGGCAUGGGGGAAGGCAUGGGGGGAGGCAUGGGGGAAGGGGAGAUUGGGGAAGGAGGAGCAGAGGGGGAUGCGAUGUGGGGGGGAGAUGUAGAUACUGGGGUGAUGGGCGUAGCAGGGGCAGGGGGAGGGGGGGGAGGUGGGUUAGAAGUAGGGGGAAUGGGCGGAUGGGAACAUGCAGGGGGAGGCGGAAUGGGGGAGAGAAUGGAUGAUGCAGGUGGGAUGGGAAUGGGGGUGGACGAAAGAGGAGGAGGAAGAGGGGAGGCAGGAGGGAGGGUGGUCGGAGGUGGCAGGGGGGGAGCCUCGGAUUGGGGAACAGGCAUGGGAACAGGAGGGGAUGGAGGGAUGGGAGGAGGAGGGAGGGGAGGGGGAGGAGGCAAUGCGAGCAUGGGUGGCAUGGGGAGUGGCAUGAGUGAUAUUACUGCCAUGAAUGGUGGCAUGGGUGGUGGUAACAUGGGUGGUGGUACCAUGGGUGGUGGGAUCAUAGGUGGUGCCUACAGCAGCACCAUGCCUGAUUACAUGCCGACCAUGCCUCAACCCAUGCAUUCACCCAUGCAUGCACCCAUGCAUGCACCCAUGCGUGCAUCCAUGCGUGCUCCCAUGCCCCGUCAUGUAAGCCCCCAUGUGAGCCCACACAUGGGCUCCUCACACAUGGGCUCCUCACACAUGGCAAGUUCUCUCAUGCAUGAUGCAAUCCCACCCAUGGAAGGUUUGCCUGCAUUCGAGGGCCAUCCGGGCAUGGAGGGAAACCACCCUAGGAUGGGGGGGGCAUUAGGCCAUCAGGGCAUGGAGGGAAACCACCCUAGGAUGAGGGGGGCAUUAGGCCAUCAGGGCAUGGAGGGAAACCACCCUAGGAUGGGGGGUCGGCAGCAUGGGAUCAUAGGAGCAGGGACCGGGGGGCUGGAGGGGACCGGCAUGGGGCAAGGGGUGGGGGAAGGGGUGGGGGAAGGAGGGUAUGCGUUGGGGGAUCAGAUGGGGGAAGGUCUGGGUGGGGGAAUGAGGGGUGCGGGCAUGGGUGAAGGCAUGAGGGGGGAUAUGAGGGGUGUUGGCGUGCCCAGAAGAAUGGGGGGUCACAAGCCUAUAGGUCCAGCAGCAGGAGCAGCAGCAGGAGCAGGAGCAGGAGGUGUAGCAGAGAUGGCAGCAGCAUAUCAAACCCCUCACCCGGACCGACACCAGCCUCUGUGUGUGCUCCCAUGCGCGGUGUUCGCUCGGGGCUUGGCGUGGGGGUCGGGGGAGGGUUCGGGGAUAUGGGUGGGGGAGGGGUUGGCGAUGGUGGGUCUUUUGUUGGUGAUGCGUGCUCGCCGACUCUGGUAA